UGACGUAAAUAUUAUAUAGACCGUCGUCGCCGAAGACAUCGAGUUUAUUUGGUUUUAUGUUGUGGUGCUGUCGCGAAGAUCGUCGUCUAUAUUGUGGAGUAUGUGUGCGUAAUAAUUUCGAGUUUUAAACUACUGUAAAAAAUAAGAUGAAGAUCCACGGAUUCCUCAAAUGGGUGGAAAUUGCUGCGUUCGUGACUUUUGCUCGAAUUACCAAUGGUCAAUAUUAUCCGGGGUAUUAUUCCAGGACUUACGGGGUUGCUCCACCUUCGCAUUACGAUUAUUAUCGACACAAGCAUGUUCCGUAUCAGCAACAUCCAUCGAAUUACUUGAUACCGUAUCCGAAACCUUCGAAACCACAUUUUGGUAAAGAGUACGUGUUCAAUGGGCCCCCCUUACCACCUUUCCAGAGACCUGAAGCACCUCCAUCAUCUCCACCUCAGGGUAAUACCCCGAACAGUACUUCGUCUCCGGCGAAUAGAGAUAAUAGAUUUUUGUCUAUAUUUACGGUGGUGCAAUUCCCAAAGGAUACGUGUACUACUUCGAGUGGCGAUAGCGGGACCUGUAUGAGCCCUCCGGACUGCCUGCAGCGUGGUGGAUUGCCUACUACCCCUUGUGCCAAUAAUUUUGGGAUUUGUUGCGUUUUUAUGGCCUCUUGCGGUCAAACGGUUAGCCAAAAUGGGACGUAUUUCAUCAAUAAAGGAUUUCCAGCCGGAUACAAUGGUACCGGAUCUUGCCAGUUGACUAUUAAUAAAAUGCAUCCGGAUAUUUGCCAGUAUAGAUUAGACUUCGAUCAAUUCUCCAUCACGGGUCCAGAACCGGAGAAUCAUAUUUGUAAUUACGACCAUUUCAUCGUCUCUGGUACUAAUCCGGUACCUGGAAUUUGCGGAUUUAAUACGGGGAAUCAUAUGUACGUUGAUGCUGGAUUGGGACACGUUGGUCCUGUACUUUUGACAAUGAUCACCAAUGGUCCUGAAUUUUCACGUAAUUGGAAAAUCAAAAUAACUCAAAUACCUUGCAAUAGUAAUUUUAGAGCCGAAGACGGAUGCUUACAGUAUUUCACCGGAAUCGCCGGUACCAUUAAAUCGUUCAAUUACGAGCCAGCUAUCGGACUGCAUUUGUCGAAUCAAGAUUACAGUAUUUGUAUCAGAGCGGAGAGGAAUUUUUGUGGCAUACAGUAUACUCAAUGCAUUGAUGCUGUCAAUAAUCGUACACAUUCGUUCUCGUUGACUGGAAACACGGUGGGACAAAACUCGGUGGCCUCUUCUGUAGGCAGUGUUGGUGGCAAUGCGUGCAAUAUGGAUUGGUUAAUCAUACCGUGUGUCUCGAAUGUUGGUAAACUAAACAAUGGCCAGUCGACCUGCGUGGAUAGAUUAUGCGGAGGCACGAUGAACGCCGAUAUUUCCACCAUUCCUGCGACUAUUUACAGUAGCGUAAAACCGUUUAGAUUAUUCUUCCACACCAAUAACGUGGAGCUUCCGCAUGAUAUGGGUAAUCGAGGAUUUUGCUUGAAUUACGUUCAACAGCCAUGCGGCAAUAAUGUUUCACCUUGAUGGGAUAAUUUUCAGUGGAUUUCGCUGCUGGCAUUGACAUAUUGCAUAUUUUGUGACCAACUGCCGUAUUGUUAUAAGUAUUUAUUUAGAAAUUCAUCGUCGAAUACGUCUUCAACUUUAUACAGGGUGACCGAGGAAUGAGUUGGGAAAUUGAAAAUUGAAAUAUAAUCAACAAUAAUGUGAGACUAGUUGACUUUUUGAAAAUUGAAGGAGAUUCGAGUUGAAAACAGAUUUCAAAAUCUUCGUUUAUAGCUCUCCCAAUUUUCCAAUCAGACAACAGUUUUAUUUGAGUUGGUAAUCAAUCAACAUAGUAAAUUUUUAAAAUUUUUUUUCAUUCAUUUCAAAAAAAAUUUUCGUCUUGAGUUUAAAAAAAAAAAAAUUGUUUGGUUACUCAUUUUUUGGACAUCCUGCAUAUUCGGUGUGUUCUGAUAAUACUGAAUGAAUUUGAAUCGUUUGCGAAUGUUUUUGUUGAAGACAAAUUGAUCAUUUGCGACUGAUUUUAUCAAAGGCUUGGAAUUAGGUAUUUCAGAUACUUACUUGAAAUAAUUGAUUAUUUCAUGUGAACUUGGGAGCUCAUUUCAAUUCAGAUGUAAAAUAAUCUUUUUGGGAAUUUAAUUUAGAAAAAAAAAAAAAAAAAAUGCUCCAAAAGAGGAACAGAGAUCGAUUUUCUCGACCAACUGGAGCCUUGCUCUCGUAUGUAGUUCAAAUCACAAACAGAUCCAUAUUACGAGUAUAUACCUCGAUUGAAAAAUAUUCACGUAUACGAAUUGUUAUUAAUCAUAAUAAAUGGCUGUGAGAAAAAAAAAUAUUAUCUUUCUUUUCAUUUAUAUAAAAAAUAAAUUAAGUACAACGAUUAAAUAAAAAUACAUGAAACUUA
Molecule: messenger RNA, 2427 nt
Organism: Planococcus citri (citrus mealybug)
Lineage: Eukaryota; Metazoa; Arthropoda; Insecta; Hemiptera; Pseudococcidae
Exons: 10
Coding region: 147-1550 (467 amino acids)
Source: RefSeq, a predicted model, not a curated record